UUUUACAUGCCAGAAUGAACGCGGAACUAGAUCCGGGGGAAAAGUCGUAAACCUGCCUUUACUCAUGUUAUUAACAAACGUGCUAAAGUCCACACAUUCAAUUGAGUCACACAGCAUUAUUACAAAUCUUGCGUCAGCCUAUAAUAGCUUGCAAAACUGGGGCUUUACACAAAAGCUUGUUUUUCCGGUAGCAGAGCCAAAUGAAACUCCUGCGUGGACUCGGGUAAUUAAAUUUGUUUGCUGAAGGCUUGCAUUGCUGUAAAAUUGCUGGAAUCAUGAUUGACAAGGAUGAUUUUCGGCCCAUCACACGGAGUCGUAGGCGCGCGACCAUCACGAACGUAAAGAGCGAGACUGUGAAACUCAGAAACGGCGAGACCGCAGCAGCCAGUGAUCCCAAGGCACGGGAGUCUUUCACCAAAAACCUACAGGCACAGCUGAGCCAAGACAGCAAACGAAAAUGCGAUCUCUACGACAAAAUGAGUUGCCACAAGUUGCAGGAGUCAAUGCUGAGUUCUGCGAGCAGCUUCAAAAAUUACAGAGGCAUCCUGAACUGGUGUGUUGUAAUGCUGGUUUUGAGCAAUGCACGCCUGUUCUUGGAAAACCUUCUCAGGUAUGGCAUUUUAGUAGACCCCAUUCAAGUGGUGUCAUUGUUCCUCAAGAACCCGUAUAGCUGGCCUGCUGCAUGCCUGGUCAUUGUUUCUAAUGUUUUUAUACUUCUGGCCUUGUACACGGAGAGGAAACUAGCCAUGGGGUUGAUCAGUGAAAAGGCUGGCCUGCUGAUCUACAUCUUUAAUUUAACAGUCGUCUUAUGUUUUCCGAUGAUUGUUGUGUUGAAGCUGCCAUCUAUUACACCAGUCGGAGGAGCGUUUGCCUUAGGAGUCUACACCAUCCUGUUUUUGAAACUGUACUCGUAUAAAGAUGUUAACAGGUGGUGCAGAGAAAGAACACAAGCGAAGGCCCGCAGCCUCUCCAGAUCUCUUUCGUGUCCAUCAUCUCAAUCUGCGUCCAGCGGUAUGCAGUCACAUGUGUCUUACCCAGGAAAUCUCUCUCUCAGAGAUAUCUAUUAUUUUGUUUUGGCUCCAACCUUGUGCUAUGAGCUUAAUUUUCCCCGCUCUGAAUCCAUCCGAAUGGGAUUUCUGCUCAGGAGGCUUUUUGAGAUGUUGCUCCUCACUCAGUUACUGGUUGGUUUAACACAGCAGUGGAUGGUGCCAAUCAUUCGAAGUUCAAUGAAGCCAUUGCAGGAAAUGGACUACUCUAGAAUGACAGAGCGUCUGCUUAGACUCGCAGUGCCCAACCAUCUCCUCUGGUUGAUUUUCUUCUACUCGUUUUUCCAUUCCUCAAUGAACUUUGUGGCUGAGCUGUUGAGGUUUGGAGAUCGGGAAUUUUACCGUGACUGGUGGAACUCCGAGACGAUAACAUACUUCUGGCAAAACUGGAAUAUUCCUGUGCACAAGUGGUGUCUCCGACACUUUUAUAAGCCGUUGCUGCGAAGAGGUGCUGGCAAGUUACUGAGCCAAUCAGCUGUAUUUUUCGCCUCUGCUUUUUUUCAUGAGUACCUGGUCAGUGUUCCACUCAGGAUGUUCAGACUGUGGGCAUUUAUGGGCAUGAUGGCACAGCUUCCAUUGGCAUGGUUUGUGGCCAGGUUUCUUCGGGGUAACUAUGGAAAUGCUGCUGUGUGGCUCUCACUCAUUAUUGGUCAACCUAUCGCAGUUCUGAUGUAUGUUCAUGACUACUAUGUCACCCACUACCAGGAUGACCCGACAGUCACUGAAGCUCUGUAAUCACACUAUAAAGCCUGAUCGAAUGAGUUUGAUUGUGGACUUGGCAAAGCAGCUACACUUUGAAAUAUUACUGUAAGACUAUAGGCUACAUACUGCAGAGGUACCAGUUGGAGUACAUUGAUACAGUUGAAGAUUCCCGGCACAGUCAGAUUUCCAGGAAGUCUUCAAAUAAAUUCAAAGCUCUAGGCUAUAUUUAAACCUUUAUGAACAACUAAAACAGCCAGUCUAUGCAAAUCUCGCCUAGAACUCCCAAUAGAAAUGCACAGGAGUCUGAAUGUUACUCUACAGGUGUCAAGUGCUCAUUUUAAUUUCACGAAAUGAAACCGGCCAUAUAUUUGUGUUGUAUGCAUUACUAGUAGGACUUACACUCGGGUCAGUGUUCUGUCACUUUAUAAGCAUUUUAACCUUUUCUUACAAUUCAAAUAUUGUGAAAAAUCCUUAACCGGAUUUUACUAUACAAAUGUAUGAUGUUGUUGUUGUUUUUUUUAAUAAGUGCCAGUCCAUAAAUAUACAUAAUGCGAUACAAUAUGCAAUGAGAGUAUGUACAGACAGAAAUGUGCAAUUAUAUUUUAAAGCAAUAUGCAGACACUUUAAAGGAUUAGUUCACUU
Messenger RNA from Megalobrama amblycephala (Wuchang bream), 2390 nucleotides. RefSeq names its product diacylglycerol O-acyltransferase 1b (gene dgat1b). The record is from RefSeq and is a predicted model, not a curated record. The transcript has 17 exons. Bases 276 to 1781 code for a protein of 501 amino acids. NCBI's taxonomy places the organism in Eukaryota, Metazoa, Chordata, Actinopteri, Cypriniformes, Xenocyprididae. Gene Ontology annotation, cellular component: endoplasmic reticulum membrane. Gene Ontology annotation, biological process: triglyceride biosynthetic process. Gene Ontology annotation, molecular function: diacylglycerol O-acyltransferase activity.